Messenger RNA from Podarcis muralis (Common wall lizard), 1308 nucleotides. The record is from RefSeq and is a predicted model, not a curated record. NCBI's taxonomy places the organism in Eukaryota, Metazoa, Chordata, Lepidosauria, Squamata, Lacertidae.
GGCGGCCGGCGGCGGCUGCACGGGCCACAUGACGAGGUCUGGCGGGCCAGAUUCGGCCCGCGGGCCUUGUGUUUGACACCCGUGACCUAGAGGUUUAGUGGCAAGCAGAGGGUGAGGAAGGAAGGAGUUUCCUUCCCCUGAGGGAAAGAGUAAGAGAAGGCCUUGAAGGACAGUGGAAAAGGGGCUUCUGAUGAUGACGUUGAUUACUUAAACUGGGAAUAGGAAGAAAAGGGACAAGACAGGAAAGUUAUUAUUGCUAUACAGCAGGAAGAUGCGGAUGUAAAAGGGUGGAGGAAUGUAAGAAAUUGUGGGGGAGAAAGGUACAAGAAGGUACAAGUUUAGUGUAGAAGGAGAAUGGGUAAAGAAAUUACAGGAAACAGUUAAACAAUACUGUAAAGGGCAUGUGGGGGUGAGAAACGAAAAACAUGAAAGAAAAGGCCUUCUCUCCUCAGAGCCUCUGGAUAAGCAAAUGCGAACAAGAACAGAGAGAUUGAGCCACAAUACCUCAGAUAAAUGUCUGUACUUAGAGGAAAGCUGGCCUAUGGAACUGCCUCUGUGGCUAAUAAUUUAGCAAUUUCCAAAGAUGGAUUAGAUAUUGUUAGAAGGUGAUGCCACUAAUUACCAGUUGUAGUUAUACCAAAGUCUCCUUGCAUCCGCACCAUUUUGUGACUUGUUCUACCCCUGCACUACUAUUUUGUGACUGGUGGGCCUUAGUAACUUUCAGCAGCCUCAAGUGGGCCCUGCAGGUAGAAAGUUUGAGAACACAUUCAGGAAGCCAAGAAUGACAACAUGUGGAUUCUCCAUAAGAGCUGCAGAUGUUGGAUGGACUGGCACCAUUUGACUUCAAGACCAGCCCAUCAUGGAUUCACUCAUAUUAUUUAGUUCUUCUAGUGUCACUGGAAAUAACCUAUCUCGUCUCUGGACUGCUCUUUGUCUUGGUUGUAGAAGAAUGGGUUUGGGAUUAUGCAGUGACUGUUACAGUCAUUCACAUCACCAUAACUGCGGCUGUUAUGUCUGAAUUCCCGCUGACAUUGCACUGGUGGGCAGCUUUAGGUUCAGGCCUCAUUUUGAUGGUUUGUGUUGGACAAAGUUUGGCUUACUACCUGUUCAAAGACAACUUUAUUUAUCCAGUUCUGGAUAAUUUCUGAAAUGCAUUUUUUCAGUGCUUACAUUGCUUUAUGAAAAUGCACAUGGAUGUGUGGGCCAACGCUAGCAUGCAGUUUUAAGUAAAUCAGAAUUCUUUAUGCUGUCAUAACCCAGGUGUUUGCUUGUUUUGUAUAGGAAUAACUAUCCUAUCCAAUAAAACUG